AUGACUCGUACACGCGGUUAUAUGAACAAGAAGUUAAAUUUCUGUUAUAGGGCCAUCUCGGUGUUGCUUGGUAAUGGAGAGGAGAGUCAUACGCUUGUCCGUCAUCAACUUAUCCAAAAGUUGAAGACGCAUAAAGACUCGUGCACGCGGUUAUAUGAACAUGAAGUUAAAUUUGAAGUGAUUUACGAAGCUCUUGUUCCUUGGUUGGGAGCUUACACACCGAUGCUAAAUUGGAUGAGAUUCCCGGAAAUGAGACAUCUUAUUGCAUGUGCAUAUGAUAGGAUGUGCAUUGACUUGAUGCGAUACGGGUUUUCGAAAACCUUUUUCCCACUCCGCACCGCACCACCUAUAAAUCCAAAUGAUGGCAUAAUGUGUAUUGGAUGGCUCGCAAAAUUGAGUCAUUUUGUACAAGUUUACUUGAAACCAGGAUGUCCCAUACCACCUACAUCACCGGAAUGGCUGUUUCAUCAUGCCACAGAUGCCGAGACGGAGCCAGAUCUUUUUGUUGAUAGGAUGCACAAAUUCAAAAGAUUGAACAACAUCGAAAAGGAAUCGAAUAAGGAAAAGCCAAAAUUGUAA
This is a messenger RNA of Vicia villosa (hairy vetch), 579 nucleotides long. RefSeq lists its product as uncharacterized. The record is from RefSeq and is a predicted model, not a curated record. Lineage: Eukaryota; Viridiplantae; Streptophyta; Magnoliopsida; Fabales; Fabaceae. Bases 1 to 579 code for a protein of 192 amino acids. The transcript has a single exon.